UAGGAAGGCGGCUCACUCCUGUUUUACAUAACCUGAGAGCAUCUCUCUUUCUCUCUCUCUCUCUCUCUCUUCUCAUGGCUCGGUCCUUCUUCAUACUGUACCAUUUUUCUGGUCGUCGUUUCUCAGAUUCUUUCAGAGGCUUUUUCUUCAUACCCACAAUCUUAGCUCUCAUAACCUCUCUCUUCAUUCUCUUCUAUAUCUCUUCAACUUCUAAUUUGUUCACUCAUCCACAAGAAACCCAUCUUCAAGUCCUCAAAUCAGCACUUGGGUCUUCAGCAUUCUCUCCCCCAUCGCACCAAUUCAUGAGAGUUCCAGCUGAAACCCCUCAUUUAUCAAGGGGUUUUGAAUUCAACACUAAGGGAAACUAUGUGAAUAACAAAGAGGUGUUCCAUGACAGAAAUUUAUUCGUGGAGAACUAUAAAGAGAUGAAUAGGAGCUUUAAAAUAUAUUGUUAUCCUCAUAAGCGAGAUGAUCCCUUUGCAAAUGCUCUCUUGCCAGUGGAUUUUGAACCUGGUGGUAAUUAUGCCAGUGAAAGUUACUUUAAGAAGGUUCUUAUGAAAAGUCAUUUCAUCACAAAGGAUCCAUCCAAGGCAGAUCUCUUCUUUCUGCCUUUCUCUAUUGCAAGAUUGAGGCACGACCCAAGGGUAGGUGUUGGAGGUAUCCAAGAUUUUAUCAGAGAUUACAUCUUUAACAUCAGUCAGAACUACCCUUACUGGAAUCAGACUGGUGGGGCUGAUCAUUUUUAUGUUGCUUGUCACUCUAUUGGACGGUCAGCCAUGGAGAAAGCAGAUGAAGUAAAGUUAAAUGCUAUUCAAGUUGUAUGCUCUUCAAGCUAUUUUCUAUCUGGAUACAUUGCCCACAAGGAUGCAUCACUGCCACAAAUUUGGCCAAGACAAGGAGAUCCUCCCGAUCUUGCUUUGUCCGAAAGAAAAAAAUUGGCAUUCUUUGCUGGAUCAAUCAACUCCCCUGUCCGUGAAAGGCUACUUCAAGUAUGGAGAAAUGAUUCUGAGAUCUCUGUCCACUUUGGCCGGCUCACAACACCUUAUGCUGACGAGCUUCUUGGAAGCAAGUUCUGCCUCCAUGUCAAAGGCUUUGAAAUAAACACAGCUCGAAUUGCAGAUUCACUAUAUUAUGGUUGUGUCCCAGUGAUCAUUGCCAAUCACUAUGAUCUCCCAUUUGCUGACAUACUAAACUGGAAGAGCUUCUCAAUUGUUGUUGCCACCUUGGAUAUCCCAUUGCUUAAACAAGUCCUUAAGGGGAUAAGCCUGAAUGAAUACUUGAUGUUACAGAGUAACGUAUUGAAGGUGCGAAACCAUUUCCAGUGGCAUGUUUCUCCAGUUGAUUAUGACGCGUUUUACAUGGUUAUGUAUGAGUUGUGGCUCCGGAGAAGUUCUGUGAGGGUUCCUUUAAGUACUCCAAUGGAUCCUAUUCAUUGAUUGCAUUGGUAUAGUGUUAGGAUAAUAAAUUUUGUCACUUUUCUACCAAUAAAACAGCUUGUUCUAGAUAGUGUUUCACUCAAAUUUUGACCUUGUGUUGUAAUCCCUUUGUUGUGAAUAUUUUUCUCUAUUUUGCUUUUCAUUCCAAACACAUAUUUCAUCACUGAACAUGGAAUUUCUAGUAGUCCUGAAUGCGAAUUUUAAGGGUAAAAUGAAAUGUUUUACCCCAUCAUCUUGGA
Molecule: messenger RNA, 1675 nt
Organism: Vitis vinifera (wine grape)
Lineage: Eukaryota; Viridiplantae; Streptophyta; Magnoliopsida; Vitales; Vitaceae
Product: probable glycosyltransferase At5g03795
Exons: 3
Coding region: 75-1436 (453 amino acids)
Molecular function (GO): glycosyltransferase activity
Source: RefSeq, a predicted model, not a curated record